Linum tenue is the source of this 582-nucleotide messenger RNA. The record is from the annotation of a GenBank genome assembly. Lineage: Eukaryota; Viridiplantae; Streptophyta; Magnoliopsida; Malpighiales; Linaceae.
AUGGAAUCUUUCCUACGGUGCAGGGAUCUACCCGGGUACUGCCGGGCAGGUACCGACGACCCGACCAUGAUUCGGGUCGUAAAGGCGACGAGAGAAUCUUCUUCACCGGCGUAUCCUCUCAUCCUCAACACGUUCGACGAUUUGGACGGCCCAAUUCUGGCCCGAAUCCGCCAACGCCUCCCCAAAACCUACACAAUUGGGCCGGCCCACGAACACCUGCAAUCACGGCUCGGGAUGAGCGGGUGGAACUCCACGCUGGAGAGCAUUGUGGCUGGGGUUCCGAUGAUCUGCUGGCCGUUUUUCGCGGACCAGCAGGUGAACAGUAGGUUUGUGAGUGAGGUUCUGAAGUUGGGGUUGGAUAUGAAGGAUGUCUGUGACAGAAGGGUCGUGGCGAGGAUGGUGAACGAGCUGAUGGUGGAGAGGAAGGAAGAGUUUCGGAGGAAGGCUGUGGAGAUGGCGAGAAUGGCGAAGGAAAGUGUCGAGGAAGGUGGAUCGUCGUACAGGAAUUUGGAGCUUCUGAUUGAAGAUAUCAAGCUGAUGAGUAGUUCUCAAGUACAGGGGUUGGGGGAAAUUGGGAAUUAA